AUGCUCCUGAACCCCAUCAAUGGCCUCUUCAUUGUCAGCUCCUUCAGGGCACAGUUCCGCGCGUUGUACGAGACGCGCGAGACGCCCAGCAAGAUGUACUCAUCGCAGGUCAUGGUGCUCUCAUGCGUCAUCGUCGAGUCCUUUUCCGCCAAGACGCCCAAUGCUACCAUCUCGGUCCUGUUCCGCUUGUCUUUUUCCUCAUCCUCACCUACUGCGGCGUUAUGCAACCGCUGCAUGCUGGACCCCGUUCUGGAAGACACUACCGUCUACUGCAGCGACAAAGAGCUCAGCGCCAUCAGGCUCCCUUUUGGCAGCACUUACGCCUCCUACAUUGCGGACUUUGUGCUCUCCCUCGAAAUGGAUCACAGCAGGUCUCAAUUGGACGGACAUGAAUACUUUGUCUAG
Messenger RNA from Tilletiaria anomala UBC 951, 405 nucleotides. RefSeq lists its product as uncharacterized. NCBI's taxonomy places the organism in Eukaryota, Fungi, Basidiomycota, Exobasidiomycetes, Georgefischeriales, Tilletiariaceae. The record is from RefSeq and is a predicted model, not a curated record. Bases 1 to 405 code for a protein of 134 amino acids. The transcript has 4 exons.